Molecule: messenger RNA, 921 nt
Organism: Exophiala aquamarina CBS 119918
Lineage: Eukaryota; Fungi; Ascomycota; Eurotiomycetes; Chaetothyriales; Herpotrichiellaceae
Product: phosphoribosylaminoimidazole-succinocarboxamide synthase
Exons: 2
Coding region: 1-921 (306 amino acids)
Biological process (GO): 'de novo' IMP biosynthetic process
Cellular component (GO): cytoplasm
Molecular function (GO): phosphoribosylaminoimidazolesuccinocarboxamide synthase activity
Source: RefSeq, a predicted model, not a curated record
AUGGCCUUUGUUCAGUCGGAUCUGGGGGACGCCCUGCCACUGGUUGCUUCAGGCAAAGUCCGUGAAUUGUACAAUGUUGACUCAAAAUCUUUACUCUUCAUUGCUUCAGAUCGUAUAUCUGCCUACGAUGUGGUCAUGAAAAAUGGUGUUCCAGACAAGGGGGUCAUUCUCACUCUCAUCACAGCACAUUGGUUUGAAUAUCUGCAGCGAGCGCUCCCAGAUCUAAAGACUCAUUUCAUAUCUUUGGACUUGCCUUCGAGCGUGCCAAAUGAUAAGGCCGCUGAACUCAAAGGACGAAGUAUGCACGUAAGGAAGUUGAAAGUGUUUCCUGUCGAGGCAAUCGUCAGAGGGUACAUCACAGGCACGGCAUGGUCAUCGUAUCAGAAAACGGGUGAGGUAAACGGAAAGAAGCUUGCUGAGGGCCUGCAAGAGUCACAGGAGCUACCAGAGCCCAUGUACACUCCGAGUACGAAAGCUGAGCUUGGCCAGCACGACGAAAAUAUCUCGACCGAGGAAGCCGCGAAGAUUGUGGGAGACAAAUACGCAAAGCGAAUCGAAGAGCUGGCGCUCAGCAUUUACAAGACCGCCAGGGACUACGCGAGAGAAAAGGGUAUCAUCAUCGCUGACACCAAGUUUGAGUUCGGCCUGGACGAAGAGACAGAUGAAGUCGUCCUUGUUGACGAGGUGCUCACCCCUGAUAGCUCGAGGUUCUGGUCAAAAUCUAGCUACAAGGUCGGACAAGGGCAGGAUAGUUUUGAUAAACAGUUCCUGCGCGAUUGGUUGACGAGGAACGGGCUGAAGGGCAAGGAGGGUGUCUCGAUGCCAGAAGAUGUAGUCUAUGGUACCCGUUCGAAGUACGCAGAGGCGUUCAAGAUUCUCACGGGCAAGUCAUUAGAAGAUGCACUACAGAGCCUGCGGUAG